Talaromyces stipitatus ATCC 10500 is the source of this 918-nucleotide messenger RNA. Its product is annotated as ubiquitin ligase subunit HrtA, putative. Gene Ontology annotation, molecular function: cullin family protein binding; zinc ion binding; ubiquitin protein ligase activity. Gene Ontology annotation, cellular component: nucleus; cullin-RING ubiquitin ligase complex. The coding region runs from base 306 to 719 and encodes 137 amino acids. The record is from RefSeq and is a predicted model, not a curated record. Gene Ontology annotation, biological process: ubiquitin-dependent protein catabolic process; protein ubiquitination. The transcript is spliced from 3 exons. NCBI's taxonomy places the organism in Eukaryota, Fungi, Ascomycota, Eurotiomycetes, Eurotiales, Trichocomaceae.
GAGGCAGCAUCAUUACUGUCACAACAAUAAUUGCCCUCACCACAGUUAUUGUCUUUUACACACUUUGUGAGUACGUUUUACGACUCGAAACACUGCUUUUCUUGCCUUGGCUGGCCCGGUUUAUUUCUUUUGCUUUGUUACGUUCAUGCGCAGCGAUCCGAUCGGAGGGAAUAUCGAUAUCAGCUUCCCGACUCAUGAUAAGUUAGUGGCUGUAGCUACUACCCACUCGUCACUCUCAACCUCGCCUCUAUCGAAGCUUUUUGUUGCAUUCACCAGCUUAUUCCAAACCUGAGAAAUCUACCAAAAUGGCCGACGUGGAAAUGCAAGAUGCUAGCUCCGCAAAAGACAAGGCUGUAAAGACCUCAAAGUCCGCAGCUGGCGAAAGCUCCGAAGGCAAGAAGCGCUUCGAAGUCAAGAAGUGGAACGCCGUUGCUCUUUGGGCCUGGGAUAUCGUCGUCGAUAACUGCGCCAUUUGCCGUAAUCAUAUCAUGGACUUGUGUACGUUUGCGUGUUUUUUUUAUAUCUCGAGGAUGCUAACAAUAUUGGCAGGCAUUGAAUGUCAAGCAAACCAAGGUUCAUCUACCACAGAAGAGUGCACAGUAGCAUGGGGUAUCUGUAAUCACGCCUUCCACUUCCACUGCAUCUCUCGAUGGUUGAAAACCCGGCAGGUCUGCCCGCUAGACAAUAGAGACUGGGAAUUCCAGAAGUACGGCCGAUGAAAGCUUUCGAUUCUUUCGAUACUUUUGCGACACGACUCCUGGUCUUUCAUACUGACGCGUUCAUGUCUAUAAAAGAAAGGGCAUUUGCUCUACUAUCGGUGGACUCAUGAUCCACUUUGAUCAGCUGCAGGCACGCGGCGAUUCUACGUCAUUCAGCUACUAUAAGUAGUCUAUUGAUAAUAAUGACUCAUGACGAAAA